AUGUUCCAGCACCAUCCGCUAGACGCCAAUGGGAAGUUACUCCGUCGGUUUUACGAGCCUCUGACUCUCCUCCGUGUUCUGGACCCAACUCGUGGAGCGCAACGUCCUGACCUGAUCUUGGAUCGUGGUCUAGAGGAGCAGUCAAAACUUUGGCGCAAUUUCCUUGACCAACUUGCCUUUUUAUGCGACUCGGAAAAGGGUGGAGAUACAGUGGCCGCAGUGGCUGCUCAAAAAACCGCCGAAAAUACAAUAUUUUGGGUUGCAUCGAACUCGAAGUCAAGAAGUGAAGCACACGAGCACCUUUGUUGGGUGCUCGCUCGACUCAAUGAAAUUUGUGCUGCCAACCUAUCAACUGUCCACCUCGAACGUGAGAUUACCUGGCGUUGCAUAAAUUUCAGCCUUAGCAGAAUCAAGACCUAUACGAACUGGCUGAUGCAAGCCAUUAGGGAAGCAAAGCGCAACAUGAAUCCAGAUGCGAAUACUGAAGACGCUACCGUUUGGAAUGAACUUGAGCAUUUAGAAAAUCUCAAAUGUGAUCCUCAUCAAUUGUGUUCAUUCGCACACAGUCUUCGGAGGCAUGGGAUGAUGGAUGUUCUUUAUAGAAGGCACGUUGUGCACUCCCAUCGUGGGGUUUGGUCAGAUAUGCGUCAUUACAUUGGGCGGCUGGGGAUGUGGACGAAGGCCAUCCGGAUAUUGAUUCUCGGCACCAAGACAUUCCCUCAACGCAUCGAGAAUUCGCACGUCGAAGUCAUCGGGCCACAUGGCUCUGCUGACUUACCGAACAAACUUCACAUAACUGAUCUCCAUGGCGUCGUUUCACGCGUAGUACCUGCAGAUCAAUUUGCUCUGCUCGCGGAGUUGAAACAAGCCCUGGCGGACGCCAAUGCAGUGGUACAGAUCUGGGAGAGAUUUCGUGAUGACUACUCCAAUAUCAGACCCCGACCACAUGCAGAAUUGCUCGUCCUUGAACACUUCUAUAGCAACGAACUCGAAUUCGUUGCCAAUGACAAAUACAUCGGCUGCAGCAAGCCAUCAUGCUACUGCUGCCAUAUGUACAUGCAAUGUCACCCUGGAGGGUUUCCUCCGCGACCUUGUCACGGCAAUUUAUGGAUAAAUUGGGCUCCUCCAAUCCCGCUACCGCUCGCUGCUCGCAAGACUAAACGGACCACAGCCCGGCCGCAGGAGCAUCAUACAUUCAAACUCCUUCAGAAAAUGCUUGUGUGCAUCCGCCGAGAUUUGCAGGAACAAAUAUUGUCGAGAAAGCCUAAAAGAAGCAAGCUACCAGAUUCAACAACAGGAAUGUCCAGUGUUUUGUUUGAGACGGAUAGUAUCUUAGGAUCCACGGUUCGAAAUUUCGUGCAGUCAAAUGAAAGUCAUCAAAGCGACAGGUCCAUCAAUCCUGAAAGCGCGGCUAUGGUAAAUAUAGACUCGGACGCAAUAGCAGAUGGGAUAUCCAAUUCCUCACCAAAGAGUGACAGCGAUGAUAUAGAAGACCGUACCUUUGACAUGGAAAAGAUAAUCGCCGAACAAGGACAAGGCGGCCGGGAUGAGAAAAAGAAGAAUCCUAAUGGUAAAGACGCACAAUCAGAGUCAGAUACUGACAUUGAGAACGAAGAUGACGAAGAUAACGAAGAUAACGUGGGAGUCCUCCUUUUUAAAGGGAGAAAGAGGUAUUUCGUGCAGGCUCGGCAUUAG
Messenger RNA from Cladophialophora psammophila CBS 110553, 1695 nucleotides. RefSeq lists its product as uncharacterized. The record is from RefSeq and is a predicted model, not a curated record. NCBI's taxonomy places the organism in Eukaryota, Fungi, Ascomycota, Eurotiomycetes, Chaetothyriales, Herpotrichiellaceae. The transcript has 2 exons. The coding region runs from base 1 to 1695 and encodes 564 amino acids.